CAACAAGCAACCGCGACAACCUUCAGAAUGGCCGACGUCGAGACAGCUACACCUCCAGUCAUGGCGCAAGAGACGGAGGCAGAGGAGACUUCUACAGCGCUCACAACAACGAGUAACGAGGUCGCGGCGCCUGCAGAGAGAAAGGUCAAGAAAAUCAUUCGCAAGAAGAAGCGUCCCGCGCGACCGCAAGUCGACCCCUCGACUAUGAAAUCCGAACCUCCUCCUCAGACAGGUACAAUCUUCAAUAUCUGGUACAAUAAGUGGUCUGGUGGCGAUCGCGAAGACAAGUAUUUGUCAAAGACAGCUGCCAAGGGGCGCUGUAAUAUCGCGAAGGACAGUGGAUACACCAAAGCCGACAAAGUCCCUGGAAGUUACUUCUGCCUAUUCUUUGCGCGGGGAUUAUGCCCGCGAGGCCAAGAAUGCGAGUAUUUGCACAGAUUACCGGGUAUUCAUGACAUGUUCAACCCGAACGUCGAUGUCUUUGGAAGGGACAAACACUCUGAUUAUCGAGAUGACAUGGGAGGUGUUGGAAGUUUCAUGAGGCAGAACCGAACAAUCUACGUUGGCAGGAUACAUGUUAGCGAUGAUAUCGAAGAAGUGGUCGCAAGGCAUUUUGCGGAAUGGGGCCAAGUUGAGCGAAUACGUGUUCUCAAUACUCGAGGUGUCGCGUUCAUUACGUAUUCGAAUGAGGCAAACGCACAGUUCGCAAAGGAGGCAAUGGCGCAUCAGUCAUUAGAUCAUAACGAGAUUCUGAACGUCCGGUGGGCCACCGCGGAUCCAAAUCCAAUGGCUCAAGCACGAGAGGCACAGAGGAUUGAAGAGCAGGCGGCAGAAGCUGUGCGAAGAGCCUUGCCCGCCGAGUUUGUAGCUGAGAUUGAAGGCCGUGAUCCAGAAGCUCGGAAACGGAAAAAGAUAGAGGGCGGUUUCGGCUUGGAAGGGUACGAGGCUCCUGAUGAUGUAUACUUUGCAAGGGGCGCGAACGCAGUCAACCCCAUCGGCAGGCAGGGUUUGGAACUUGAAGAGGAGCAGAGGUUGAUGAUCGAGGCGGACCAGACGGAGAAGACUGAGACAGAGGAAAGUGGUAUAUUCUCGAGCAACACACUUGCGGCAUUGCAAGGUGCACAAGGGGCAUUCACCUCAAAACGAAAAGCAGCAGCCCCUUCGGGACCAUUGGUGGCUUAUGAUAGUGAUAGCGAUUAAACGGCCUAUCAGCGUAUUGGCGUUGAGGAGUUGGGAAGGACUGGCGCUACAACAACCAGAUUCAGUGAGGUAGCUCAAAUGCCACAUUAUUCGGAUGGUU
Molecule: messenger RNA, 1300 nt
Organism: Amorphotheca resinae ATCC 22711
Lineage: Eukaryota; Fungi; Ascomycota; Leotiomycetes; Helotiales; Amorphothecaceae
Exons: 2
Coding region: 28-1200 (390 amino acids)
Cellular component (GO): U2-type catalytic step 1 spliceosome; U2-type catalytic step 2 spliceosome; Prp19 complex
Molecular function (GO): pre-mRNA binding; U6 snRNA binding; metal ion binding
Source: RefSeq, a predicted model, not a curated record